Striga asiatica is the source of this 630-nucleotide messenger RNA. The record is from the annotation of a GenBank genome assembly. Lineage: Eukaryota; Viridiplantae; Streptophyta; Magnoliopsida; Lamiales; Orobanchaceae.
AUGAAGGCAGCAGAAGGGGUGGUCUCCUCUGGCACAUCAAUGACCGGCAACAAUAGUGAUCCUUCUCCAAGUAGAAAAAAUGCUCCAUCUGCAUCUUCUGGUCAAAGAGAGAGAGGCUCAAUCCCUGGUAUCUUUGUCUCACAAGAGAAGGAUAAUCCAGGCCCACAGGAGAAGGUUGGUGGUAACAUAGAAAGAAGUCUCUGUGUAAUGGAAUCAUCAUCAUCAAUUGCAGGAGAGGAGAUAUCUAAAGUCCAGCACACUCCCAUAGAAGUGCAACCCCUGCAGAUAAGCAAAGAGUGGAACUUGGAGUUAAUACCAGAAGAGGAAGAUCCCAACAUGAAAAUACAAAUGACUGGAAAGAACAACAAUGAGAUGAAAUGGGAUCAAAUUCCAACUAUCCAGAGACGAUUAUGGAGGAGGAACACUGCUAAAAGAGGAAGAGUAUCUAGACAAGAGCAGAUCCCUAGCAAGCCAGGCAUUGCUAUAGGGGAUAAAAGAGGCAGAGAUUCUCCGAGCUCAAUGAUGAUUGAAUACCAAAAAGACCAGGAUUCUGUUUUGUGGAACCUGAGGGGACUAAAGGGGGCUGUUGUUAUGUUGGGAUUUACAGGUGGUGGUUUUGCAAGUGUAUAA